AUGUCAUGGCCUCGGCGGCGAACUGCUGCCGUCUUGUUCCCUCAGGCUCUCCGGCGUCUCAGCAGAUCUGCAUCGAUGCGAGUCGCCAUAGAAGGCUGCUGUCAUGGCGAGCUUGACGAUAUCUACGGCACUCUCGCGAGCGUAGACCGUCGAGAAGGACAGCAGACUGACCUUUUGCUCACCUGCGGUGAUUUCCAAGCUCUCAGGAACCAUGCAGACUUGCAUUGCUUUGCCGUGCCUGACAAAUACAAGCGCCUCGGCGGCUUCUCAGACUACUAUAGCGGCAAAAAGACAGCGCCUCUCCUGACCAUUGUCAUCGGAGGCAAUCACGAAGCGAGUAACUACAUGUGGGAACUGCUCGCACCACGAAUCUACUAUCUCGGCGCAGCAGGCUCGCUCCUCAUCAACGGUCUCAGAAUAUCGGGCAUCAGUGGCAUCUACAAGAGUCACGACUACCAAUCCGGCCGGUUUGAAACGCUGCCCUAUGAUCGCUCGACCGUCAGAAGUACCUAUCAUACACGCGAGUAUGAUGUCUUCAGACUCGGGCAGUUGUCGCUUGCGCCGCCAGACGUCUUUCUGUCGCACGACUGGCCGCUCGGCAUUGCUCAUCAUGGCGAUUUGGCUGGUCUAUUGCGCUACAAGCCCUACUUCCGCCAAGAGAUCGAGAGCAACACGCUCGGCUCGCCGCCUCUCAUGCAUCUGCUCCGAGUACUCAAGCCACCUUUCUGGUUUGCAGCACAUCUGCACGCUCGUUUCGCGGCUCUGGUCAAGCACGACGGCUCGGCUACUCAAAUCAACCGAGGCAGCAAUCAGGCACAGCCCGCUGAAGCUGAUGCGCCAGCAGGGACAGAUUCCAUCAAUCCCGAUGCGAUCACGUUAGACGAUUCGACAGACGAGGCAGAGGCGGAUGCGCUCGUGCCCAGACGUGGCGUGGACGAGUCCAUCGACAACACGGUCGCAGUCAAUUCAUUCGAUAACCCAGACGCGAUUGCGCUGAGUGACGACGAGGAUACGGUCGCUGUCGAACCGCCACUGCUUCCGCUCGAAGCGCCGCUUCGCGCAGAGACGAUAGCGACCAGAUUUCUGGCGCUCAGCAAAUGCCUGCCCAAGCAACAGUUCUUGCAUGUCAUGGAGAUGCCGUCAGACCCGCUCGAAGCGACUGGACCAACGAUGACGUUCGAUCCUUAUUGGCUGGCCAUCACGCGAGCUCUUCAUCCUUGGCUAACGCUCGAACGACGACAGAAGCCUCUGCCGUAUGAUCCAAGCAUCGUCAAAGGGCUGGUGGAGAAGGAAGUGCAGUGGGUCAAGGACAAUCUUGCAGAUGGCGGGAAGAUCCCAGUAGAGUCGGUGCAGCAAUUUGCGUGUACCGCGCCGACCGCCGAAGGUGCAAGCGACAGCAGCGCCCACCCGCAAUCAUUCACGAAUCCGCAGACAGAGGCACUGAUGGCGCUCUUGCAAUUGCCGAAUCGUAUCAAUUCCAAGACGAGCGAUUCCUGA
This is a messenger RNA of Mixia osmundae IAM 14324, 1497 nucleotides long. RefSeq lists its product as uncharacterized. Gene Ontology annotation, molecular function: RNA lariat debranching enzyme activity. NCBI's taxonomy places the organism in Eukaryota, Fungi, Basidiomycota, Mixiomycetes, Mixiales, Mixiaceae. Gene Ontology annotation, biological process: mRNA splicing, via spliceosome. The record is from RefSeq and is a predicted model, not a curated record. The transcript is spliced from 8 exons. Gene Ontology annotation, cellular component: nucleus. Bases 1 to 1497 code for a protein of 498 amino acids.